Molecule: messenger RNA, 1243 nt
Organism: Cucurbita moschata (crookneck pumpkin)
Lineage: Eukaryota; Viridiplantae; Streptophyta; Magnoliopsida; Cucurbitales; Cucurbitaceae
Product: peroxidase 5-like
Exons: 2
Coding region: 34-1017 (327 amino acids)
Biological process (GO): hydrogen peroxide catabolic process; response to oxidative stress
Cellular component (GO): plant-type cell wall; plasmodesma
Molecular function (GO): peroxidase activity; heme binding
Source: RefSeq, a predicted model, not a curated record
AUAUCAUCAUUCCCUCAAAAACCCUAUUCUUCAAUGGCUAAUUCUUCUUCCCACAAGCUUUCCUACAUCAUCUUCUUCCUUUCCCUCUCCACUUUCGCUUCCGCAGCCCUAAAAGUGGGCUUCUAUCGAUCAUCGUGUCCCGAGGCCGAGGCCAUUAUCGAGAACGUUGUUGAUCGCGCCGUCUCUCGUAACCCUGGCAUCGCUGCUGGGCUCAUUAGAAUGCACUUCCAUGACUGCUUUGUCAGGGGAUGUGAUGGGUCAGUGCUUUUGGAAUCAACUCCGGGAAACCCAGCUGAGAGAUAUCAUCCAGCAAAUUUCCCGACAUUACGAGGUUUCGAGGUUAUUGAUGAAGCCAAGGCCAAAAUUGAGGCUAUUUGUCCCCAAACCAUGUCUUGUGCUGACAUUCUCGCCUUCGCCGCCCGUGAUAGCGCCAACAAAGUCGGUGGCAUUAACUAUGCUGUACCAGCCGGCCGCCGCGAUGGCUGCAUUUCAAGGAAGGAAGAAGCCGGAACUCUCCCUAGUUUCGCUUUCAACGCCGAGAAGCUCGCCAGCGAGUUUGCGAAACGAGGGCUGUCGGUGUCGGAGAUGGUGACCCUCUCCGGUGCACACUCCAUCGGAAUAGCUCACUGCCCUACUUUCUCCGAGAGGCUAUAUUCCUUCAACGAAACUCAUUCACAAGACCCUUCAAUGGACCCCUCGUAUGCUGAUUACUUGAAGAACAAAUGCCCGCCACCGCGCGGUGAUCGGAGCGAGGAGGAGGCCGUAGCGCUUGAUUUCUCCACGCCGCACCGUUUGGACAACCGUUACUAUAUUGAGCUGAAGAGAAACCGUGGGCUGUUGACAUCUGAUCAGACGUUAUUGAGUAGCUCUUUGACGUCUAAGAUGGUGUUGAAGAAUGCUAAUGAUGGCUCCAAAUGGGCUGCUAAGUUUGCUAAGGCGAUGGUUAAAAUGGGCAAAAUUGAUGUCCUUACGGGAUCACAAGGCGAGAUUAGGCGCCAUUGCAGCUUUGUGAAUUGAUUUGAAUGGUUCUAUUUGAGCACCGACAGGGAAAGAAGUGGUUUGGUGUGUGUCUUACGUUAAACAUUUGUUGUUUUGUUCAAAUCCGCUACAUUAUUCCAUUGUUUGUUGUUGUGAUUGAUUCAUUGUUUUUUUGUUUGUUGAACUCAAAAAAAGUGUACAUUUGUUGUUAUAUGAAACUUGUAAUUCUCUUUAUUGAAUAAUAGUUUGUAAUUGAUUGAUUUAU